CCAAGGCGGGACUACUUGUUCAAAGUAGACAAAUAGUCGUGGAAGAUCUGUGCAACUGCAAAUAGCAGGGACAUCUUACACAAUGGCUGGUGGCAAGGCUGGAAAAGACUCCGGGAAAACUAAGACGAAGUCCAUUUCGCGCUCACAGAGAGCCGGUUUGCAGUGGGGUAGGGACGUAGCACGGACGGGUGAAGGCAUGCCUUUAAACGUUUCCCGCCCUGCUUUCCAGUUCCCAGUGGGCCGUAUUCACAGACAUCUGAAAUCCAGAACAACAAGCCAUGGCAGAGUUGGGGCGACUGCAGCUGUGUACAGCGCGGCUAUUCUUGAGUACCUGACUGCUGAGGUUCUGGAGCUGGCCGGAAACGCAUCAAAGGAUCUGAAGGUCAAGCGUAUCACCCCACGUCACUUGCAACUGGCCAUUAGAGGCGAUGAAGAGUUGGAUUCUCUCAUUAAAGCUACGAUUGCUGGUGGUGGUGUCAUCCCUCAUAUCCAUAAGUCUCUGAUUGGAAAGAAGGGACAGCAGAAGACCGUAUAACCCUGUAAACAGUGGCAUUGGGUCAUGUCAUCUCAGGACAUUCUGCUUAAAUGGUUCAAAAAAGUAUUUUCUUGGUAGUGUUUUAGAACUUUUUUAAAUGUAUGAACUUGCAUCUACUCAUCUGUGGUAUUUUUUAAAAAGUAGCUUCAGAGAAGCUGUUUUAUUUUGGGCUUGAAUGUUUUUGGUACAACUGGUUUGGUUUUUAUUGUGUAAAUUUUUGCAUACCUGUGGCGUUUCCAUGUUUUAUUUGAAUAAAGCUCGAAGGUAUUGUGCA
This is a messenger RNA of Salvelinus namaycush (lake trout), 809 nucleotides long. Its product is annotated as histone H2A.Z-like. Gene Ontology annotation, cellular component: nucleosome. The transcript has 5 exons. Lineage: Eukaryota; Metazoa; Chordata; Actinopteri; Salmoniformes; Salmonidae. The coding region runs from base 83 to 535 and encodes 150 amino acids. Gene Ontology annotation, molecular function: DNA binding; protein heterodimerization activity; structural constituent of chromatin. The record is from RefSeq and is a predicted model, not a curated record.